This is a messenger RNA of Gorilla gorilla gorilla (western lowland gorilla), 6513 nucleotides long. It is a transcript of the gene UTP18, whose product is annotated as UTP18 small subunit processome component. Bases 1 to 1596 code for a protein of 531 amino acids. The record is from RefSeq and is a predicted model, not a curated record. Gene Ontology annotation, biological process: rRNA processing. Lineage: Eukaryota; Metazoa; Chordata; Mammalia; Primates; Hominidae. Gene Ontology annotation, cellular component: Pwp2p-containing subcomplex of 90S preribosome; small-subunit processome. Gene Ontology annotation, molecular function: protein binding. The transcript is spliced from 12 exons.
AUGCGCAGCGAGGUUCCACGUGAGCGCCUGCGUUUCUCCUCAAACCUAACGAUGCCGCCGGAACGGAGGAGACGAAUGAAACUGGACCGGAGAACCGGAGCGAAGCCGAAGCGGAAGCCCGGAAUGAGGCCGGACUGGAAAGCCGGAACGGGGCCAGGCGGGCCUCCCCAAAAGCCUGCCCCUUCAUCCCAGCGGAAACCGCCGGCCCGGCCGAGCGCGGCGGCCGCUGCGAUUGCAGUCGCGGCGGCGGAGGAAGAGAGACGGCUCCGGCAGCGGAACCGCCUGACGCUGGAGGAGGACAAACCGGCCGUGGAGCGGUGCUUGGAGGAGCUGGUCUUCGGCGACGUCGAGAACGACGAGGACGCGUUGCUGCGGCGUCUGCGGGGCCCGAGGGUUCAAGAACAUGAAGACUCGGGUGACUCAGAAGUGGAGAAUGAAGCAAAAGGUAAUUUUCCACCUCAAAAGAAGCCAGUUUGGGUGGAUGAAGAAGAUGAAGAUGAGGAAAUGGUUGACAUGAUGAACAAUCGGUUUCGGAAAGAUAUGAUGAAAAAUGCUAGUGAAAGUAAACUUUCGAAAGACAACCUUAAAAAGAGACUUAAAGAAGAAUUCCAACAUGCCAUGGGAGGAGUACCUGCCUGGGCAGAGACUACUAAGCGGAAAACAUCUUCAGAUGAUGAAAGUGAAGAGGAUGAAGAUGAUUUGUUGCAAAGGACUGGGAAUUUCAUAUCCACAUCAACUUCUCUUCCAAGAGGAAUCUUGAAGAUGAAGAACUGUCAGCAGGCGAAUGCUGAACGUCCUACUGUUGCUCGGAUCUCAUCUGUGCAGUUCCAUCCUGGUGCACAGAUUGUGAUGGUUGCUGGAUUAGAUAAUGCUGUAUCACUAUUUCAGGUUGAUGGGAAAACAAAUCCUAAAAUCCAGAGCAUCUAUUUGGAAAGGUUUCCAAUCUUUAAGGCUUGUUUUAGUGCUAAUGGGGAAGAAGUUUUAGCCACGAGUACCCACAGCAAGGUUCUUUAUGUCUAUGACAUGCUGGCUGGAAAGUUAAUUCCUGUGCAUCAAGUGAGAGGUUUGAAAGAGAAGAUAGUGAGGAGCUUUGAAGUCUCCCCAGAUGGGUCCUUCUUGCUCAUAAAUGGCAUUGCUGGAUAUUUGCAUUUGCUAGCAAUGAAGACCAAAGAACUGAUUGGAAGCAUGAAAAUUAAUGGAAGGGUUGCAGCAUCCACAUUCUCUUCAGAUAGUAAGAAAGUAUACGCCUCUUCGGGGGAUGGAGAAGUUUAUGUUUGGGAUGUGAACUCAAGGAAGUGCCUUAACAGAUUUGUUGAUGAAGGCAGUUUAUAUGGAUUAAGCAUUGCCACAUCUAGGAAUGGACAGUAUGUUGCUUGUGGUUCUAAUUGUGGAGUGGUAAAUAUAUACAAUCAAGAUUCUUGUCUCCAAGAAACAAACCCAAAGCCAAUAAAAGCUAUAAUGAACUUGGUUACAGGUGUUACUUCUCUGACCUUCAAUCCUACUACAGAAAUCUUGGCAAUUGCUUCAGAAAAAAUGAAAGAAGCAGUCAGAUUGGCCUGUUGUCUUAACAGAACGGAGGCAAUUCUCGGGUUUUGAAAGUAAGUUGAACUUGAAAAUUAAAUUGUAUAAAAGUAUUGUAAUUUAAAUAGCUAGGUAGUACCUUUGAAUAUACCCUUUGUAUCAGGAAUCCGCAGGACCACCUCCAGGUUUGGUGGCUAACUAGAGAUGACUUCCAGGACUCUGCAUAUGUUCAUUGAACUCAUGGCUAAAAUGUAUUGCAGUGAAAAGGAUACAAAGCAAAAUCAGCAAAGGGAAAGGGUACAUGGAGUAAAGUCCGGAGGAAACCUUUAGAGUCCUCUUCUAGUAGAGUCACACAGGACAGUUUAAUUCCUCCAGUAAUGAGUUGUAACAACAUGUGUUAGGUGUUUUCUAUCUGGGAAGCUCAUUAGAGACUCAUUGCAGAGGGUUUUUAUUGGGACUUCAUAUAGGUACCCUCUGCCUAGCAUGUACCAAAAUUCUAGAUUCCCAGAAGAAAAGCCAGGUGUUUAGCAUAAACCACAUUGUUUGUACAAACAGUUUAGGCACAGUGAGCUACCCAUAUCAUUUAGGGAAAUUUUCAUGCCAGGAUAGGAACUGUGUGCUAGUCAAGUUCUCUGACACUAUGCAAUGGCCACCCUUGUAAGCAGACCUUUCUGUUUUUUGUUUUUUUUUGAGACCAAGUCUCGCUCUGUUGCCCAGGCUGGACUGCAGUGGUGCGAUCUCGGCUCACUGCAGCCUCCGCCUCCUGGGUUCAAGCGAUUCUUCUGCCUCAGCCUCCUGAGUAGCUGGGAUUAUAGGCAUGCGACACCACGCCCAGCUCAUUUUUGUAUUUUUUUUUUUUUUUUUUUUUAAGUAGAGACGGGGUUUCACCAUUUUGGUCAGGCUGGUCUCGAACUCCCGACCUCAUGGUCCGCCUGCCUCGGGCUCCCAAAGUGCUGGGAUUACAGGAGUGAGCUGCUGUGCCCAGCCCAGAACUUUCUAAGGAUAGCAGCCUUGGGCCUAUGUAAACUCUUUUCUGCCCAACAUCAGAGCUCACUUUCAGUGUCACCCCAUCUCUGUGAAGUUUCCUACUCUUCAGGCAGAGCCAAUUUUCUCAUUCAUUUAACAAUUUUUUGGUCAAGGCACCAGGUAUACAGAAGGCAUAGAACUUUGAAUACCAGAAUUAUGUUUGCUGCUAUGUGUGUACUACCAGAUUGUACGCACUUUACAAAGUGUGUUAUUUUUAUUGUGCUCACUUGGCAGAAAGCCUCGUAUCUGCCAUCAGCUUUGUAUUAGAAUAUAUCGUUUACAAAGAUUUACAAAGAGUUCUACAAAAAGUUUGAGCCAAGUAACAGUUCUUCAGAGGAUUAACUUAACCAAAGUAAACAGUUAAUAAAGGGCAGAAUUGUGAUUUAGAUUCCACAUUUUUUUCUAGCAGUUCAUUGGUUUUCUGGCUGAAUUCCACAGAGCCCUAGAUUCUGCACAGGGCUUUAUAUGGCAUGUAGGGCAAGGAGGAGGCUAAGCUCCUUAACUUGUAUCAUGUAGAGCAGUGUCAUUGUUGUCUGUGGUAUAUAUAUUGGGAUUCUGCAUAUGAUUUCCUUAAGAAAUGUUUUGUUGCGCUGGGCACGGUGGCUCAGACCUGUAAUCCCAGCACUUUGGGAGGCUGAGGUGGGUGGAUCACUUGAGGUCAGGAGUUCAAGACCAGCCUGGCCAACAUGGUGAAACCCCAUCUCUACUAAAAUUACAAAUAUUAGCUGGGCAUUGUGGUGGGCGCCUGUAAUCCCAGCUACUCAGGAGGCUGAGGCAGGAGAAUGGCUUGAGCCUGGAAGGUGGAGGUUGCAGUGAGCCAAGAUCGUGCCUCUGUACUCCAGCCUGGGUGACAGAGUAAGAGUCUGUCUCAAAAACAGCAACAACAACAACAAAAUGGUUUGCUGGAAAAAGAGUGUGAAAAUUACAGCAUAGCAUUUUAUUGCUAUGCUGUUGAGUGAAUCAUUUGAUAAAUGAGAAGGUUCUAAUUCAAGUCAGCUUUAAAAUCCCUGCUCCCUAAUGGGAGUGGUAUACUAGUAAUAUUAACCUUUUAUCACUUUAAUGGUAGUAAAUUGUUUUAGAAAACCAUGGGAUCUAUCUCCUGUUGACAUAAUAUAUUCUGCAAGACACAUAAUAGUUAGUUCUGCAUUGUUUGCUUCAGUGAUCAUGACAGCAUUUAUAUUUUUUUUAUUGUGGCAAAAUCACAUAAGGAAUUCAUUAGUAAAAGCCAAAUCACAGUUUUUAAAUGGUAGUCAACCAUAAUAUCUAAUGGAAAGAAGCCAGGCAUAGCAGCUCCAUAAUGCCUUGUAAAAAACAUUGUUAGCAUUGUUAAAUGCAGUCAAUUCCUUAUAAUGAUCCAGACGGUUUUGUCAUCCCAUUACAAAGCACUGUGAAUUUAAGCUGUUGGACUAGUAGGAGACUCAGAAGUCAAAUUCCUGUUACAUCGACAAUUUUGGAUAUAGUAGAACGUCAUGGAACUUUCUACCCAUUAAAUCAAGGAUGAGCGAGCUUUUACUUGUUGAAUUUUGAUAUCUGGAAACUUAACUGUCGUGAUAGAAAUGGUAUUAGAAAGCCGGCUGCGGUGGCUCACGCCUGUAAUCCCAGCACUUUGUGAGGCCGAGGCAGACGGAUCACCUGAGGCCAGGAGUUAAAGAAGUUGGAUCUUUAUAGGCAUUUUUCCUAAUUAAUAGUUCAAUUAUAGCUUUUAAAAUGGGGGCUAUAAAUAGAUGUCAGAGCACAGCAUAGUUUUAAUCAGGUGAGAUCAUUGGCCUGAGGGAAGAUUCACCAAUGCAUUGAGAGAUUACACUGGGAAAUUUUGCAGGUAGAUGCUAUUGAUCUCUUAGGAGGACAUUGUAAACAAUUCCCCUCCUUUUCCUGAUAUUCCAAGUCAGUAGCAGAGAUAAAGUUUAAAAAUAGGUCAGGUGCAGUGGCCCACACCUUAAUCCCAGCACUUUGAGAGGUCAAGGUGAGAGGAUCACUUGAGGCCAGGAGUUCGAGACCAGCCUGGCCAACGUGGUGAAACCCCAUUUCUACUAAAAAUACAAAAAUUAGCUGGGCGUGGUACCCCACACCUGUAAUCCCAGCUACUCAGGAGGCUGAGACAGAAGAAUUGCUUGCCCCCAAGAGGCGGAGGUUACAGUGAGCUGAGAUCGCGCCACUGUACUCCAGCCUGGGCAACAGAGUGAGUGAGACUUGAUCUCAAAAAAAAAAAAGAAAAGAAAAGUCAUUCAGAUAGAAAGGUUGGUUCUAGUGUAUUUUGAUGAGGAAGAGUCAGAAAACCAGCUCCCCAAACUUCAAAGUCAUUCCAGGAAAGUUGGUGAGUGAAUGCCUGAGGCAUAGUUUCAUAGUAUCAGGUGAAUAGGGUGGGAACAAAAGGCAGAGGUAGAACAGCUUUGUCCUCACCCCUUGUAGCAAAUGUUUUUUUCCUGAUCAUCUGCUUUCCUGAUGUUUUGGAUCAUCUUUUCAUAGUUGGGGCAUGCUUGAAGGAUACAAACUUACAAUAACCCAAGUGAAACACAGUUAAGCCAAGGUACUUAUCACAAAUUUAUAUAAUAUCUGCCUUCCCAAAUUAAAUGUAAAUAAAUUUUGCAAUAUCCAUGUUGUGGCUUCUCUCUGUAAAACAGGAGUCUGCUUUUUUACUAAGUGCUUGAAAAAAUAUAUAUACUUAAAAGUAAUUUCUCAAGGAACCUGUAUAGAGAGUGGUAUUUAAGAACUUUAGAAGUGAAGUCCAAAUUGGGGUACUGCCAACUUCUUAGCUUUAAUGGGUCAAGACCACUUUUCAUUAGCACCAUUGCCUUCACAUUGAUGCCACGCUGUGCAGGCAGAACCUGCCUUCUGGCAAAGUUGAAAAUAAUUGAAUGUGGCUUGGAGAUUCACUGUAAACAGUAUUUUCUUGACAAAAUGGUCAGUAAGUAUGUAUCAGAAUUUGGCCUAAUAUGUGACUGACUGAAACCAGUUUAAUAGGUGUAUGUAUCAGUGGUUUUUACCCAGCACUUGCCUGUGAAAAUCACUUUGAUUGAUGGUAUAAAGUCUGACCUAAAAGUGUGGAGGAUGACUAACUGCCCAGCUGAAUGAUAACGGUUGUAUAUAUUUGAACAUGAAGGUGCUAUAUCUCUUGGGAGAGUUAGAGAACAUCUGAAAGUGAGCGUUGUUACAAUUGUGGCCUAAAGGUAACUGCUUCCAUACCUGGGUUUUAUUCAUCCACAAAUUGGGUGAGGACCUGUCUCAACUCUCCUGAACUUAGGAAGUAGACUCUGGAGAAAGAGACUGUGUGUGUUCCUCCUCAUACUUACGUCUGGCUUUGAGGUGAGCUUUUGGCUCUCUCUAAAUCAGAACAGUUUCACUUGGAGUUAGAUUUUCAUGAUUCAGCCCUCUUCGAAGAGAAAUUGUAAAAGGCAAAGUGUAUAUACAAUAGUUGAAAAAAGUACAAAAUGGCAAUUUUAUGAUAGUAGAAUAUAUGUGGUAUGACUUUGCCUAGGCUUCAGUUAUGUAAAAUCAGACUUUAUAAUGUUUAAUUUUUUUCACCAUUUAACUAACCAGAUGAACCUUCAUGUUUAAAAUCUCUUUUCCCUGUGAUCAGAUUUUAGUAUUCUUUACUGUGGUCAUUAAGCUAGAGUGGGUACUUUUUGCUUUAGUUUGUUCAUUAAUUUACUCAUUCAGCAAACAUUUGAAUCUCUGAGGCAUCAUGCUGGAUGCUGUACUGACGCUUCUUUCUCUUUCUUCCUUUUCUGCUCAGUUAACACAUUAAAGAUCAAAUUUUAUAGUGUGUACACAUGGACACAGUAGAAUAAUAGGCAUUGGAGACUUGGAAAGGUGGGAGCGUGGGAGGAGGGGUAGGGGACGAGAAAUUAUCUGAUGGGUACAGUGUACAUCAAGCUUGUCCAACCCACGGCCCAGGACGGUUUGAUUGUGGCCCAACACUAAUUUGUAAACUUUCUUAAAACAUGAGUUGUUUUUUUUUUUUUUUAA